Messenger RNA from Micromonas pusilla CCMP1545, 2377 nucleotides. Its product is annotated as voltage-gated ion channel superfamily. The transcript has a single exon. Gene Ontology annotation, cellular component: membrane. Gene Ontology annotation, biological process: potassium ion transport; transmembrane transport. The record is from RefSeq and is a predicted model, not a curated record. NCBI's taxonomy places the organism in Eukaryota, Viridiplantae, Chlorophyta, Mamiellophyceae, Mamiellales, Mamiellaceae. Gene Ontology annotation, molecular function: voltage-gated potassium channel activity. Bases 1 to 2346 code for a protein of 781 amino acids.
AUGAGCGACGACUCCCCCGGGGGCGCGCUUCCGCCGAGGCCGAGAGAGCCGGGAGUCCGAUUCGCCGAGGACGAAAGCGAAAUUGACGAAUCGCCCUCUCCUGCGCCCUCUCCGUCGAACCCGCGGCGCCCGUCCGAGUCGACCGUGAUGAACCGCGACGUCGUCGUGAGCGUGGACGAAAGAGUGGCCGCGGUGAAGAACCACGGAAGACCGGGCAAGGUGUACAAAGAUAAGACAUCGCACGUCCCCCGGACGUGGAAGGCGAAGGACAAGCUCAAGAACUGGGGCGGCGACGACGAGGUCGAGGAUUCUUCCGUGCCGAUGAAAGUCGUGCCGUCGUUGAAGGACGACCCCGCGCUGGACGGAUACUCCGAGGAGAUCCCGUCGUUGAACCCCCGCCUGAGCUCACCGUGGGCGAUCGUUCGGAAAGGGUUCGUCCGCGAGUCCAUGAUCGGCGCGUUCUCUGGACUGGGCACGGCGAUUCGGACGAAUUACGGAAAGGUUCUCGCGAAGGCCACGGCUGAGGACGUACUCGAAGAAGAGGAGAAGAAACACUUUCGGGGGUACAUAUCCCCCGACAGCCGCUUCAAGGCGAACUGGGACAUAUGGCAGAUCGUGUUCCUGUCGUACAUCGCGGUCGUAACGCCGUACAGGUCUGCGUUUGGCGACCCAGCGUACGGCUUUGCGUUUUGGAUCGAAUUUAUUCUAGACUUGUACUUCAUCGCCGACCUCUACAUCAACUUCAUGACCGGUUUCUGGCUGGACUUGGAGGGGAAUGCUGUCGUGUUGAUCGACGACCGGAAAGCGAUCGCGAAGCGGUACCUCCGAGGGUGGUUCUGCCUCGACGCCAUCGCGUGUCUGCCCAUCGACUUCGUCACGCGAAUUGUCGACGGCACGAUCGGAUGCUCGUUCGACCCCGCCGGGUGCGGGAGUGAGGAGACGAACCUGAAAGGGAACAUGCUGAAGAUGCUCAAGCUCUUGCGCAUAUUCCGCCUGCUGAAGCUCCUGAAGCUCGUGAGGAUCACCCGUCUGCUCGUGCGGUAUCAAGACUUCUUGAUAUACCACCACCACUUCAUCUCGCUUCUGAAGGUAUACCUCCUCACGUUGCUCAUAUGCCACUGGCUCGGGUGCAUCUACGGCUUGUCGUACAGCUUCGACUCUGUGCAUAAAGGUACGCGUUGGCUCCAAAGCAUGUACUGGGCGGUGCAGUCUAUAACGUCCGUGGGAUACGGCGACAUGACUUCGGACAAUACGUCGUCAUUGUUGAUCGCGAUCCUCACGAUGCUCGUCGGCGUCGUCGUGUGCUCGUGGAUCAUCACCGCGGUGAUCACGGCGCUGAGCCCGGACAGCAGCGCGCGUCGGUUUCAGGACCGGAUGCACUACGUCAUCACGUACCUGAAGAACAACAAGCUUCCGCAGACCGUCUCGAAACGCGUGAUUCAUUAUUACAGGUGGCAGAAUAAGAACCAGUUCGACGAGAAGGCGAUCUUGCACGACCUCCCGGCGCAACUGAGGAAGGAAAUCUUCGACAACAUGUAUAACGGCUGGUUAGACGAUAUCAUCUUAUUCAACGGCGCGACCUCGCAGUUCAUGAACGAGGUGUGCCUGCGGAUCUCGCCGGUAUCGUUCCCGCAGUACCAAGUGGUUUACAGCGAAGGCGAGCUCGGGAGCGAGAUGUACUUCAUAACGCGCGGGAACGCCGCGGUGUCGCUGAAGGACAUGCCACACUUCCUGUCGCAGGAAGAAAUCAUGGAUGCGCUUGACUCGUGCGUGGAAAUCGGCCGGGGGUCGUUCUUCGGCGAGGCCGCGGCGUUAGGGUACGGCACGCGGUUGGAGACGAUCAUAACCACGUCCUCGUGCACGUUGUUACGGCUCUCGGAGUACGACAUCUUAGAGCUGGAGGACAUGAACCCCGGCUUCCGAGCCGAGCUCAUGCUGAUCGCGUUCGAACGCAUGCGUAGGAACCGCCUCGCGCGAGAAAAGGUGGAGGAUUGCAUGCGUGAAUUAGCCAUCAAUCCCGCGGACGUCGUCGCCGGCGUGGAGAAGUGCGACGCCGGGGGUGCCCACCUCCUCGGGCGGACGACGAGGGUCACGUACGUGCAGAAAUGGCGGCAGGUCGUGAAGGAUCACGAGAAGGCGAAGCGCGCGAUGCGCGCGCGCGUGAAAUUAGGGGCUACCACGGCUGCAUCUCCGGGGAGAACCCGAAAUGAAGGGUGGGAGGGGUCGGGGGCGAGGUCUGGGCACAACCCCGACGCAGUCGACGUCAGAGGGCUCGCGGACCGAAUCAGCGCGUUGGAGCACAAAAUCGACCGACUCAUCGCGUACGAGCACUCGAAGUCGAAUUAGAUACGUUAUAAAGGUACUGAAAGACAGUCAU